UCGUGGGGCAUAUGUUUCUCUCCAAAUAUGCAGAGAUAGAAACGUGCGAUGUUUUUAGGAGGAUGCCAUUCAACUCAUUAUUCCCAAGGGCACAAAUAAACAGUGGUUUCCAUAUUGAACUCCAGCAGAAAAACUGCAGGGGUCAGAGAGGAAACGUAGUUCACCGUGCUGCCUUCCACUUCCCCAUAGCCUAGCAACUGUUUCCAAGGCAACCACGCCGUCAACAACGCUAAGCAACCCUGCGAGAAUUAGAAGGGCUAUUUUAUUUUCUUCUCGAGAGAGAGCUGCUAAGAAGAGGUCAAAGGGGAAUUAGGUGAAAGAGAGAAACCUUACUUAUGUGAGAAGACAAAAGUAGGAAAGGAAAGGGGUAACAGUGAAGAAAGAGAGAGAUAUUGGUAUAGUGAGAAAAAAAUAUUUUUAAGCAGUCAUUUUGGUGGCCAUGGAUACAACUUGCUUUUCUGAAAGCAUUUAUAACCUCAUACCCAUUGACUGGAAGGAGCCUCCCCAGCCUCCUAGGUACAUAUCCAUUUUUAAGACAUCUGUAAAAGAGGACAUGCAAAAAAAUAAAACUGCAAUGAAGACUAUGGGACCACCAAAAGUUGAAGUACCUUCUCCAAAGGAUUUCCUGAAGAAACAUUCAAAGGAAAAAACUCUACCACCUCAAAAAAAGUUUGAUCGGAAUGAGCCCAAAAAGCCUCCCGUGCCACUGAGGACUGAGCAUCCGGUCAUGGGAAUACAGAGUGAAAAAAAUUUUAUAAAUACCAAUGCAGCCGAUGUCAUCAUGGGAGUGGCUAAAAAGCCUAAGCCAAUUUAUGUUGACAAACGAACUGGAGACAAGCACGAUCUUGAAACCUCUGGACUAGUUCCAAAAUACAUCAAUAAAAAGGAUUAUGGCGUCACACCAGAAUAUAUAUGUAAGCGAAAUGAGGAAGUUAGGAAAGCCCAAGAAGAAUAUGAUAAUUAUAUCCAGGAAAACCUUAGGAAAGCAGCUAUGAAAAGGCUGUCUGAUGAAGAAAGAGAGGCCGUUCUGCAGGGGCUGAAGAAGAACUGGGAGGAGGUGCAUAAGGAGUUUCAGUCCCUCUCGGUGUUCAUCGACUCCAUCCCAAAGAAGAUCCGCAAGCAGAAGCUGGAAGAAGAAAUGAAGCAACUGGAACAUGACAUCGGUGUCAUCGAAAAGCACAAAAUUAUUUACAUCGCCAAUAAGAAGUAAUAGAUUUA
Lutra lutra (Eurasian river otter) is the source of this 1218-nucleotide messenger RNA. RefSeq names its product enkurin, TRPC channel interacting protein (gene ENKUR). Gene Ontology annotation, cellular component: acrosomal vesicle. Bases 440 to 1210 code for a protein of 256 amino acids. The transcript has 5 exons. NCBI's taxonomy places the organism in Eukaryota, Metazoa, Chordata, Mammalia, Carnivora, Mustelidae. The record is from RefSeq and is a predicted model, not a curated record. Gene Ontology annotation, molecular function: calmodulin binding.